Hevea brasiliensis (rubber tree) is the source of this 4176-nucleotide messenger RNA. RefSeq names its product pentatricopeptide repeat-containing protein At1g05670, mitochondrial-like. Lineage: Eukaryota; Viridiplantae; Streptophyta; Magnoliopsida; Malpighiales; Euphorbiaceae. The record is from RefSeq and is a predicted model, not a curated record. Gene Ontology annotation, biological process: glutathione metabolic process. The coding region runs from base 384 to 4064 and encodes 1226 amino acids. The transcript is spliced from 10 exons. Gene Ontology annotation, molecular function: protein binding; glutathione transferase activity.
CUAAAAAUCAGCCGAUCGGAGUUGUUUCACUUAGGAGUCUGAAUGUGAAGUCGGAAUGGUUACGAUUGCACUAAGCGAAACCUCGACCGAAGGAGCUGGUACUGAAGCCAUCAUUUAGCUUCAUCGAGUCAGGUUUGACAUUCACUGGUUGUGGAGAAACAACCAUUGAAACCCUUGUUUAUCUUCAAGGUGAUGGACUAAUGAAGUCUCUUUCCUCUGAUUCUUCCACAUGGAGAGGAGCCACUGCAUCGUUACACAAAUUCUCAAAUGUCAUUAUUAUGGGUUUCUCCAAUAGACAUGAAGAGGUGAUGGACUAAUGAAGUCUCUUUCCUCUGAUUCUUCCACAUGGAGAGGAGCCACGGCAUCGUUACACAAAUUCUCAAAUGUCGUUAUUAUGGGUUUCUCCAAUAGACAUGAAGAGGUCUGCCAUUUUUUACUCUAGGCAUUCUUUUCAACUUUUUUCUCAUCAUCUCAACUUGGGAUUCCCUCGAAAUCAUUUGCAGUUACUUGUUAGAAGAUCUUUGAGUCGAAAACUCUAUUCCUCAAGCUCGAUCAAUACCAGACCUUUUCCUGAUUAUUCCCCAAAGAAACCCACUAUUAAAGACUCUGAACUUGUCCAUCAAAUCUCAAAGGCAAUAAAGCUACGCCGCUCUGAGCCCCUCUGCCGCAUUCUUAAGCCUUAUGAAUCCAAGUUUAGGUCUGACCACCUAAUUUGGGUUCUUAUGAACAUCAAGAAUGAUUACGAAUUGGUUUUAAAUUUCUUUGACUGGGCACGCCUGCUUAGAGACCCAAAUCUUGAAGCCCGUUGUAUUGUUGUUCAAAUUGCUGUGGCUUCAAAGGAUCUUAAAAUGGCUCAUGAACUUAUUUUUGAUUUUUGGUCAAAACCGAAUUUGGAUAUCAGUCUUUCAUUCACUCAUUUUGUUGACCGACUGAUUUACACUUAUAAGGACUGGGGUUCAGAUCCCAAUGUAUUUGAUGUUUUCUUUCAAGUCCUUGUUGAAUUAGGAAUGCUAAGUGAAGCAAGAAAAUUAUUUGACAAGUUGUUGAAUUAUGGAGUAAUUGUUUCUGUCAAUUCUUGUAACUUAUAUCUCACACAGCUGUCAAGGAAUUUUGAUAUGCUUGGGAUGGCAAUAAAGGAUUUUAGUGAAUUUCCUCAAGUGGGUGUCCAUUGGAACACCGCAUCAUAUAAUAUAAUUAUGAAUUCCCUUUUUCAAUUAGGGAAAGUAAAAGAAGCCCAUCUUUUUCUGUUGAGAAUGGAAUUCAAAGGCUGUAUUCCUGAUGUGGUAAGUUAUAGCACCAUAAUCAAUGGGUAUUGUCAUAUUGGGGAACUGCAAAAGGUGUUGUGGCUUGUCAAAGAAAUGCAAAUGAACGGAUUGAAGCCUAACUCAUAUACCUAUAGCAGUCUAAUCCUUCUUCUGUGUAGAAGUGGUAAAGUUGUUGAAGGUGAGAAGGUCUUGAGGAAGAUGAUUAACCAAGGAGUUUAUCCUGAUAAUGUGAUAUAUACAACUCUAAUUGAUGGUUUCUGUAAAAUGGGUAAUACCGAAGCUGCAUAUAAGUUGUUUGAUGAGAUGGAGUCUCAGAAAAUUAUUCCUGAUUUUGUAGCAUAUACUGCUCUUAUUUGUGGGCUUUCUCAAACGGGAAAGAUGAUGGAAGCAGAAAGACUUUUCAAUGAAAUGCUUAAAAAAGAGUUGGAGCCAGAUGAGGUUACAUAUACAGCACUUAUUGAUGGUUAUUGCAAGUCAGGUGAGAUGAAAAAAGCUUUUUCCCUUCACAAUCAGAUGGUCCAAAUUGGGCUUGCUCCAAAUGUUGUCACAUACACUGCACUGGCUGAUGGCCUUUGUAAAUGUGGGGAGCUAGACACAGCGAAUGAGCUUCUUCAUGAGAUGUGCAGAAAGGGCCUUCAAUUAAAUAUUUGCACUUAUAACUCAAUUGUUAAUGGCCUUUGCAAAGCGGGAAAUAUAUUACAAGCAAUAAGGCUGAUGGAAGAAAUGCAGGAAGCAGGGAUGUAUCCUGAUACUAUCACUUACACCACAUUGAUGGAUGCUUACUGUAAGACAGGGGAGAUGGUUAGGGCACACGGGCUUCUGCGUGAGAUGCUGGAUAGGGGGCUUCAACCUACAGUUGUCACAUUCAAUGUGCUCAUGAAUGGUUUUUGUUUGUCAGGAAUGCUGGAAGAGGGUGAAAGGCUACUAAAAUGGAUGCUGGAGAAGGGCAUAAUGCCAAAUGCCACUACCUACAAUUCUAUUAUGAAGCAGUACUGUGUUAGAAAUAAUAUGCGAACUACAACUGAGAUUUACAGGGACAUGUGUGCUCAAGGAGUGAUCCCUGAUAGCAACACAUAUAACAUUUUAAUAAAAGGGCACUGUAAAGCUAGGAAUAUGAAAGAGGCAUGGUUUUUGCACAAAGAAAUGGUAGAGAAGGGAUUUAACCUCACGGUUAGUUCCUAUAAUGCUCUCAUCAAGGGUUUUUUCAAGAGGAAGAAACUUUUGGAGGCAAGAGAGCUAUUUGAAGAGAUGAGAAGGGAAGGGUUGGUAGCUGAUGCAGAAAUAUAUAAUCUUUUUGUUGAUAUAAAUUAUGAAGAAGGGAACUUGGAAACCACUCUUGAGCUUUGUGAUGAAGCAAUAGAGAAGUGCCUGGUGGAUGAAGCCAGGAAUGGAGACUGUAGUGUUUGUAUAUUUUUCAUAAGCCUUGUCCUGAACCAACAAAUAAUUCGAGUGGUUGCAGCAUUUUGGUGCGAACUGUUUAAAUUCCUGGCAAAGUUGGAAUUCAGGGUCAAGCCUGAUGAAGGUGAAUCUUGGACACAUCAAAUUAUAGAAGCUAAGGAAAACAAAUGCUUGCAAGUUGCAACUAAUUUUGUUGGUUUGUCAAGGAUUGAGACUAUUAAUGGUGUUAGUUUAUUUUUAUGGAGGAUUGCGCUCAAAAAGAUGCCCACGGUUUAUUCUCACAUUGGUUCAACUUCUACUGUUGAUAUGCUCGGCUUAAUGUUAUUCAUCUCAUCAAAAAAGCAUCCUUCUAAACUCACAACUCUUCUUGCUGUGGUGGCCGGCCGUCACCAUAAGCUUCAUCAAUCUUCCAUUAACAAUUCUUUCACCACCUGUAAUGCGUCACAGGUUCUUGGGGUUGGAAAGAUCCUGAGAAUUACGAUACCUUGUAUUAUAAUUGGUCUAAAAAGAUUACCUGGCUUCGCCGCUGGCCACACGAGUAGUCUUCUGAUUCUCAUAGAAGAAGCCAACUGCUCUUCCAAUUCCACGAGUACACCAUCUUGUUUCACAUUAAACACCUACCACCUUUUUCACACGCUAUUCCAACCUCCCCUUCCAUGCCUAUUUAACCCGUCUGCUUCCCUAAAAGCUUUUCACAGUACAGCCAUGGCUAGGACUGAGCUCAAGCUUCUAGGAGCAUGGCUUAGCCCAUAUGUUAUGAGGGCAAGAAUUGCCCUUAACAUCAAAUCUGUUGACUAUGAGUUUCUUCAGGAAACUCUUGGAUCAAAAAGCCAGCUCCUUCUUGAAUCUAAUCCUGUCCACAAGAAAAUCCCUGUUCUCAUUCACAAGGGCAAGCCUAUUUGUGAGUCUCUCAUCAUUGUAGAGUACAUUGAUGAGACUUGGUCUUCUGGUCCAUCUAUUCUUCCCUCUGAUCCAUAUGAUCGUGCUAUUGCAAAAUUUUGGGGCACCUAUGUCGAUGAGAAGUGGUUUCCAAAUUUGAGAAUCCUUUUAACUGCUGAAGGAGAGGCAAAAGAUCAUGUUAUAGGGACAAUAGUUGAUGGGCUUGACCUGCUGGAGGAUGCAUUUGUGAAGAUUAGCAAAGGGAAAACUUUCUUUGGAGAAGACCAAAUUGGGUACCUUGACAUAGCAUUUGGUUGCUACUUGGGGUGGUUAAGAGCCUUAGAGAAGAUAAGUGAAGUGAAGCUGCUAGAUGAAGCAAAAACUCCAGGUCUUGCAAAAUGGGCUGACACCUUCUCUUCUCAUCCUGCUGUGAAGGAUGUCAAGCCAGAAGUCGACAAGCUUGUUGAGUAUGGAAAGUCUCCUGAAGCCAAAUACAGAGCUGCAAAAGCCGCAUCCUCCUAAUUAAGUAACCAUAUCAUCCUUAUUCAGCUAGUGUGUAUGCCUUGUGUGUUGUUUUCUAAUGCUAUCAAGAAAUUAUCAUUAAAUCUUGAAAAAAAAGUUUAUAAGCUCAUAA